UUUGGUAGAGUUUUUUUUUAAAUAAAACUUUUAAGGGAAACUUUCAAGGAUUUUUUAAAAUUUUCUUUCUGAAGAUUUUGCAAAGUUUUUGCUGAAUUUUUGUAUUUUUUCCAGACAAGGGAACAAUAUUUUUUGGUGCCUGUAAAUGAAGACAACAUGAGAGUUGAAGAAAAUAUUACAUGACAUAUAUGUAAUCACUUUAGAUAUUUUUUUUAGGAUUUUUUCUGGAAGAUUUUUACUAUUUUUUUGGACAUAUUUACAAGAAUUUUCUUGCCAAAUUUGGAGGAUUUUUAAAAGAAAAUUUUAAGGAAAACUUUGAAGGAAUUAUUGGAAUUUUCUUCCUGAAGGUUUUGCAAAUUUUUAGAAAUUUGGGGAAUUUUAUGGAGAAUUUUUGGAUUUUUUUCAGACAAGGAAGAAUAUUUUUUGGUGCCUGUACAUGAGGACAACAGGAGGCUUAAAGUGCAGCUACACUCAGGGUGUUUAAAUCUGACUUUUGGCUUUUUUUAUGCACAUAUUGAAAAUGCAGUUCACUUCUCAUCACUAAGCAGCUCCUCUGCUGACCUAUUUGGGGACUUUUUUCAAUCAAUUCUCCAUCAGGAUCAUUCAAAAUCACGUGCAUCCUCUUUGGUAAGGUCGACUCGUGGCAAUUAAAAGCUCCUCCUGCUCCGUCUUCGGCCCCUUUCACCCCCAUCGCUGGCAUUUUUCUCUCCAUUUUAGUCCCACCUCCCAUGAAGAGACAGAAACAGAGAGAGAGAGGGAGCGAGAGAGCAAACAUCCACCAUCUCCUCCUCUUCCUCCUCUUACGCUCCCUCUCCUGUCCUCUCCUCCAGCUCACUCUGUUUCCCUCUGAUGCCGACUGGAUGCAGACCGGAGGAUUUCCAGCAGCUUCCUGACUCUCUCGCUCCCUGCAUCCCCAUCCAUCCCUCUUCCUCCUCCUCCUCCUCUAACAUCUUCUCCUCUCCUGCCUCCUUCUUUCCUCGCUGACCAGGAUGUGGCUCUCUCCGGCUCUGCUCCUCUCUGCUUUGAUCCACGUGUCGCUGCAGGGUCCUCACCAGAGGAACCUGCUGAAGAACCUCCUGAAGGACUACAACCGGAUGGAGCGGCCGGUGGGCAACGACUCCCACCCUCUGACCGUCGUCUUCUCCCUCAGUCUGAUCCAGAUCAUGGACGUGGAUGAGAAGAACCAGGUGUUGACCUCUAAUAUGUGGCUCCGGAUGAGCUGGUUCGAUCACUAUCUCCAGUGGAACCAGAGCGAACAUCCGGGAGUGAAAAACCUUCGCUUCACCACAGAUCAGGUCUGGACGCCGGACAUCCUCCUCUACAACAGUGCAGAUGAUGACUUUGACUCCACCUUUAAGACCAAUGUUCUGGUGAACUCCAGUGGCUACGCCGAGUAUCUCCCUCCAGGAAUCUUUAUGAGCACGUGCAACGUAGAUGUCCGCUGGUUUCCCUUCGAUAUUCAGAAAUGUGAGCUGAAGUUUGGCUCCUGGACGUACGACGGAUGGCUGCUGGACCUCCAGAUGAAUGAUGCAGACAUCUCCGGCUACAUGCCCAACGGAGAGUGGGACUUAGUGGGCGUUCCUGGCACCAGAAGCGAGGUUUUCUACGACUGCUGCAAGGAGCCGUACCCUGAUGUGACAUUUGUCGUUACGAUAAGGCGGAGGACGCUCUACUACGCCUUGAAUCUGCUCAUCCCGUGUGUGCUGCUGUCUUCUAUGACCCUGCUAAUUUUCGUGCUGCCAGCCGACUCCGGGGAGAAAAUCUCACUGGGAAUCACCGUCUUGCUGUCUCUCACGGUUUUCAUGUUGCUGGUGGCAGAGAUCAUGCCAGCCACAUCUGACUCCGUCCCUCUCAUAGGUCAGUACUUUGCCAGUAUAAUGAUCAUUGUCGGCAUGUCAGUCAUCGCUACAGUGGUGGUGCUGCAGUAUCAUCACCACGAUCCCAACGGAGGGAACAUGCCAAAAUGGGUGCAGCUGGUGUUGCUGCAGUGGGUGGCCUGGUUCCUUCGAAUGAAGCGUCCGGGGGAGAACGACGACCCCGAGCGGCCGCCCUGCGCCCCCCACCUGCGUCGCUGCUCCUCGGGCUCCCAGAGUGGCAGCAUCCCUAACCCUCAGGACCCCACCCUGCACCCGCUGCACCCCCAGAACCUGGCCCCUCUCCAGACGGGGCCCCUCCACGCGGGCCACCCUCACCUCCACGCUCAGUCCAGCGCCAACAACAACGGGAACCUCCUCUACAUGGGCUUCCAGAGCAUGGAGGACCCAUCGAUGCUCUCGGAGGCCGUCCAGAGGAACAACAUCUCCACGGGGCCUCCGAGAGUGGCAGGAAGUCCGCCGCCACACCUGCCGUCUCAGUUCUGCAGCUCCCCGCCGCCUCCCACCCCCAACAUGGAUACUGUGGGGUGUCCCAGCACCGUCUCCAGUGGCGGAGGCUUUGGAGGUGGACCAGGAGGGCUGGGAGGAUGCUCCACCUCCGCGCUCGGAGACCCCCAGCUCCAGGCCAUCCUGGAGGAGGUCCGGUACAUGGCGGACCGGUUCCGGGAGCAGGACGAGGCAGACAGCAUGGCCGACCAGUGGAAAUUCGCGGGCGCCGUGAUCGACCGGCUGUGUCUGGUGGCGUUCAGCGUCUUCAACAUCAUCUGCACCAUCUCAAUCCUUAUGUCUGCUCCCAACUUUGUGGAGGCUAUUUCAAAGGACUUUGUUUGAAGGCACAGGGGCAGGAAAAAAAAAGAGGAAGAGAAGCGUGAAGGAAAGGAUGAAGGAAAUUAAAUAUAGGAUAAAGGAUGGAGUGGGCCUCGAUCCAAGGAAACGCAAUUUCCAGUGAACUUGAGGCUCUGUGAUUUGUGAUUGCAAGGAACUGGGAAACAGGAAAAAAAACUAAUGGUUUUCUUUGCAAUACGUUCUGUUUUGUAACUGAAACAUAAGGAGAAAACAGAUGAAGAAGGGGAUCGGGAGUGAAGUUGAAAUGAGAUUAGGGUGAGCAGGGUGCUUUAUCAGAUUCUUGACAAGGUGAAAUGGAUUCUUGUGGUUAAUUCAAAGACUUUCCUCCAAAAUUACGGGAGGGAAAGAUGAGUCAGAAAGGGGGUAAAAGAAAGCGAGGAUUAUCCGUCCAAUGCAACCAGAAAGCUCUUAAGGCGAAGGGAGAGAUUGAGAGAAUAAGAGGGGCAAAGAGGCAGCCGGAUAGAUACCGAUGGAUAAACGAACCAGACAUUUGACUGUUUUAUUUUCUGGAGGAGAGACGACAGCCCUUCGCUCCCACAUGUUGAGAAAAUACUGCAUCAUUUAAAGUGAUGUGAGGGCGGGGAGAGGAGACGGAGACUCUCACAAGGACAGACAACAAAGAGCAGUCAUGAAGGAACGAGACUUCAUCCCCCGUGACAUUGGCAGAGUUAGGCGUCGUAAGCGGCUCGAUGCUCAGAUACACAAAAAGUGGACCGCAGAUCAAGAACGCCGCAGCGCAGAGGAACAGACGAGGAUCUCAUCUAUUAUUCAAUCCCAUCCAUCUAAUGACCGUCAAAUUGAAAGACCUCGGAUAAUCUUUAAGACUAAUAAGCUUUUUAAAGAUGAAGUCCCCCCUCUCCUCGCGAGCCACUUUAAAUUUCCGAGGCCUUAUCUCUUUGAGACGAUUGCCAAUCUGCAACAAUCAGCAGAGAUCAGAAGCUCCUGAGCUGCGUUCACAGUGUGCGGCGCUUAUCGGGAUCUGGAAACUGAAUUAGCCGGUCAUCAACAAGGCAGUGGCCAGGAGCUGCACACAGAGGAGACCCGGACCGAUAAUAACUCACGAGGCUAACUGUAUCUGGCAGGUCAUAAUACGCCAACGAAACUCAUUGGAUUCCAUAUUAAAGGUUUAAUAACUCAGAUGGGAGGUCAGCUCUUUAAAAAAGAAAAGGAGACGCAGAGAAAAAAAGGGGAUAAGAUCAUUCAGAUUCCUCAAAUUAUAACGAAGACGAAACAUCCCAUCAAAUUUCAGCGGCAUCCCUUGAGUGGUGUAUUGCUUCGCGAGCGAUCCGAAACGAAAGAUGAGUUUUAAUAAAAUGCUAUUUUUCAUGAAAUUGACUCGAGCUGAUAAAGUUUCGAAGGUUUAAAUUCUCUUCCUUACCUCCAGGCACAGAUCAUCUGUGGGGAAAAGGCAGCCGGUAAACAAAAUACGUGAUAAAUUUGCUUGGAUUUGAGGGAAUUGAAGUUUUUCUGCUACUUAUCAACAGUCAGGCAACCAUAAAUGACUCAUGUCUCUGCUAGCAGUUUGAAUGAAGGCUGAAUGCAAGAUCAGCUUAGCUUAGCUCAGUUCAAAGGUGUCAAAUAGCAGCUCUUAUUACGCGUUAAAUUUUUCCAAGGAUGGCUGUCUGGCCUUACUGAAGGACAAGCUGAAAGAUGCCUUAGCAAUUAUAAUUAACCUAGAGUGAAACUUUCAAUCUGCUCCUUCUGUGCUGGCAAGGCAUCUCAAAUCUUUCUCUUUUUGCUGUCUAAAACCUGUGGACCAUAUAGUGCGCUUAGUAAUUCUCACAGUGCACUGGGAAUGUCACAUUUCUGGGACAAACCGACAACACAGUGAGCUGGAUCGGAAAAAAAUGUAGAAAUUGAAGUUGUGUGAAACAGCAAAAGAGCUAAUGAGACAGUUUGGAAGAUAAAAAAAAGAAGCUAAAAGCAACAGGACUGAGUUGGAAGUGUAAUUUACCUUUAAAAACUGCCAGAGCUUCACCGAUUCCUUAAUCUAUGCAUUUUAAUAUUCAUGUGGAUACAAAAACGAUGCCCGAACAAUAAGAAUUUAUAAGUGUUCAUGAAAGCUGUAAUAAUAGUUGUUUAUUGUACCAUGCGCAUUUAAGUUUCCAGCCAUUAUGAUGACUGCUAAAAGCAAAUUUUUCCACUUUAAACCCUGGAUAAAGUGGGUUUAGAGGCACUGAUCAAGCAAAUAACUGCUACUAUGAGAGAACAAAAUGAGCCAUACAUUCAGACUGUAAGCAGAGACAUGAAGCAGAUCAGUUUGCCUGAACUGUAGUAGAAGAAAUCCUUUAAAGCAUAAGACUGGAGCUGCUCUAUGUUUUUUUUUGUACUGUCAACAAAUCCCAUCGAAAGUGUGUGGUUUAGGUUUUAGAGCCCGACUGAUACUGGAUUUUUAGGGCUGAUAUCCGCUUUUCAGAAGGAAAAAUGUUACCAUUCUUUAUACAUGUGCAAGACUGAAAAUGGAAAAUGAUGGGGCUGUUAUUCAGCUGUGAACACACUCUGCUACAUGUGCUGCAGACGGCGAGCCGGAGCCGAGGGGCAUCCUGGGAAGCAAAUUUGGCUGUCUUUGUGUUAACUGGCUAAAAAUCCUGAGCAGAAGUAAUGGGAAUCACGGCGGGGGUUAUCAGCUUUCUUUACAAAAACAGCUUUUAUCAGAUUCUGUGCACAACAGGGCAUUUGAUGCAUCAAUUCUGCACUAAAAGCAUCAACUGUGUGGCACCUCCCUCAGUCAAGAUGAACAGGUUGUUAUAACUGACAGCUAUAAAGAAUAGAUAAAAUUUGUAGCAGUUAAAAAAACACUGUUAUAAAAUAUGCAAGAGGAGGAACACUGGUAGGAAAUAGCUAAUCGUGUAAGCUACUCUAUUAAUUUUGCCACUCAGUGCACUAUUAAUGCAGCUGCUUAUUUUUAACAAGACAGCUGCACAUUAGAGCUCUUAACUUUAAAACUCCAUAUAUUUAAACAUUAAACUCAAUACGUGCAUUUGGGUCUGACACUGUCCAAUAAUGAAGCAUACAUGUAAAUCAUUUUAGAUUUGGACCAACUGAUAAAAAUACUAUAUUAUUCAUUUUCUGCAUCGCCAACUGAAUGCAGCCGGUUUCCGUGGCGAUGCAAUGCCUACAGUUUGCACUGCUGUAACUGUACGGCUUUGUUCAGAGGCUUUACUGACAAACAGCUCAACAGCUUUGCAGGUAAUGUAUUCCUUCAGCUGAGGAUCUGUAUCACUUAAACAGAAUAUCCUGAGCGGAAGAACCGGUGAAAGGUCAGAGCUUCUUACGGCUUAUUUAAAUCCCAAACUCUGCAGCAUCUGUUACCAUGGUGAUCUAGCCAAGCUAAGAGAGAGCCACCAUCGUGACGCUGAAAAAAUUGGGCUUUAAGCUCAUCAUACCUCUCUAACCCACUAAUCCCAUUACGUAGCACACCCCUCUGCUCUGCCAGAGAUCAGUGGCACCAUUUCUAAAUUACACCAAGCUAUUUUUUCUGCAUUAUGUUCGGGAAAGAAACAAGUUUCACACAUCAGCAAAUGUUGGACAACACAGGCUCCAAUACCAGGGGAGGAUUUAUGGUUCCUUCUACUGUAGCAAAGCGCUUUCUCAAAGGGAAUCCAGAUUGUCGGGUUCUCUUUAAAAAUUGUAAGGUCUUCACCUCACUGUAUGAAUAACUGCGAGAUAACAUAUGGGUCACUAUAUGACUGAGGGACGUUUGAAAUCUUACAUUUUUAUUAAAAGUAAAGAAAAAAUGCUUUUAUGUUCAUUAUGAUCAUGUCUUUACAAAUUCCAGAAUUAUUUAUUAUUGAAACAAUCAUUUAAUAACAAAAACCUGACUGUAUAUCACUAAAAUGUCAACUAAUAACAUCCAAAUGUAAUAACAACCACCUUCUAAUUAGCUAAACAAUAAUAAAAUGAGCUUAUUCAAAAAUAGUUUUGAUUGUGUUCUUUUUAUUAAGUUGAAAUAAUCAUGACAGAUAUUUCUUUGUUGGCAAUAUAUCAAAUUUUAUACGGAAAAUAAAAAAUUGUAUUAUUUUCAACUAAGUUCCCGGUUACAAAAAUACCUCUCAGGGAAAUGUGCUAAUUCCAGAUCACAUGACCUGCUCAUUUUGUUUCUUUUUUGGUCAUUUUCAUUCCAUUUUGUGGGGAUUUUAGAUCUUUUUCUGGUCAUUUUCAGUCUGUUUGUGUUAAUUUUAGGUGUUUUUGUGAUCAUUUUACAAUUUUUGUAGUCAUUUUGUGUGUCUUUGUUUCUUUUUUGGUCGUUUUCAGACUGUUGUCAUCUUUUUUCUUUUUUUUUUUAGAAAAGACUGGCAAGACUCCAAGGCUUUUUAAAAAAAAAAUUCAACUGUACUCAGUUGUAUUUAUAAUAUUUAGAAGAAUCUUUGUGUAAAAAUGCCAUGUGGCGUUUGGUUAUAGGCGGCCAUGUUGAAUUUAGACCUGAAAACAGCAAAAAAAAAUGUCAGCUAUGAUACAAAAAGUCCCACAAUUAUACAUUGACCCAUAUGUUAUGAAGUGGUGUUAUAUUAAUUAAACUGAAUCUGUCGGCUCAAACCAGCCGAUAAUGUCACCUGACCAGAAAAUUAGUCGGGCUCUGUGAAUUUUACGCAUUUAAAAAAGCAAAUCAUUUCCUAAAUCAGCUGGACACUGUACUGUUUAGUAAAUAUUUUUGCUUUUUACUGUGGUGAAUUAACACACAUUUGAUGCUCUUGUCCCUGUUGGUUUAAAUGCAGAAAUCGGACACCGAGUAAGGCAAUGUGAGGUUCAUUGAUGUGUAUUUUAUGACAUAGAAGAAAAGAAAUCUCAGGCUUUGGCUACACAGGCUGUGCUUUCAGUAGGAUGCAUUUGUUGUUGUGUUUUCAUGGGAUCUGAUGACAAUAAGAUAAAUAUAAUACUCUUUUAGGACACAGUAUGUUUACGACAUUCCUGACCAACACUGUCCGUCUCUGGUGGCAACACAGAUGCAUUUUUCUCACUGUGAACCGAGUGUAGAGACAGUUGUACACAAUCUUUAUACCUUCUCUACACUCCUCUUCAUCUGCUCUCUUCUCUCUGUUCUCCUCUUUAAAGUUUCGUCUCCUGGCAGGCAGAAAGCAAACUUCCUGCCAGACGGGGGUUUUUGCAAAAGGAUGUUCUCCUCCGAGCACAUACUGACACCCAAAACACUCACAUCUGUACAGAGCAGUUCUCAUCCUGAAAAUAAAUACUGUUUUUUUUUCCUUUUCUACCACCUUCUGGUCUGCUCUGCUACCUCAUCUUUCUGUGUUGACAGUGGCUGGCCCGACACCCGAAAAAGAAGAGAAAAAUGACAGCGAGGAGGGGGGGAAAGAGGAGGAGAGAAAGUGCUGACGCGCCGUACGAGCUGGACAGGGCCUUAAUUGAUCACUGUUCAGGAAGGAGAGGAGGGGAGGAAGGAGGGGAUGGGAUGGGAGGACGAGGAGGGGAGGGCUAAUGGACGAAAGAGGGGGCAUACUGGGUAAUUCAUCGGAUUUAUGAGGGGACAGUGGCAGGGGGGAGGUGGGCGCUCAGACAAGUAUAACUCUGUCCGGGACAUCAAACGAAAGGCCACUGCACUAUAUCACAGCGCAGGGGGAAUAUAUAUACGGCAGAAAUAAACAGAAAUUAGAGACAUAUUUCCAUGCGACUAUGAUCCGAGUGCGCGUGGCCUUCACUGUGUCACUCAGUCAGUGUGUCAGGCUGAGUAAAGAGCCAGUCGGGUGUAUUUAUAGUAGUGUGCUGGUCCUUAUUCAGCCCCGGCGAGGCUCCCUGCCUGAUGAGCUAACUCGGGGGGUCGAGAAAAUGUGCAGCGCUUGCAAUCUGGCAGCGCUUAGAUUUACUGUGUUCACUCAGAUGGAAUAAAAGAAGAGAGAGCGA
Acanthochromis polyacanthus (spiny chromis) is the source of this 8576-nucleotide messenger RNA. RefSeq names its product cholinergic receptor, nicotinic, alpha 11 (gene chrna11). Gene Ontology annotation, molecular function: acetylcholine-gated monoatomic cation-selective channel activity; transmembrane signaling receptor activity. The record is from RefSeq and is a predicted model, not a curated record. Gene Ontology annotation, biological process: monoatomic ion transmembrane transport; regulation of membrane potential; signal transduction. Gene Ontology annotation, cellular component: postsynaptic membrane; synapse; neuron projection. Lineage: Eukaryota; Metazoa; Chordata; Actinopteri; Pomacentridae. The transcript is spliced from 10 exons. Bases 990 to 2705 code for a protein of 571 amino acids.